This is a messenger RNA of Cydia splendana, 1105 nucleotides long. Its product is annotated as mitochondrial cardiolipin hydrolase-like. Gene Ontology annotation, cellular component: mitochondrion. Gene Ontology annotation, biological process: piRNA processing. Gene Ontology annotation, molecular function: RNA endonuclease activity producing 5'-phosphomonoesters, hydrolytic mechanism. The transcript has 4 exons. The coding region runs from base 132 to 929 and encodes 265 amino acids. Lineage: Eukaryota; Metazoa; Arthropoda; Insecta; Lepidoptera; Tortricidae. The record is from RefSeq and is a predicted model, not a curated record.
AAUAACGAGGAACGUAAUAUUGAGGUUUUAGUUAAAUGCGUGAACAACAUGGUGGGCUACUGAUUACUUUUAACCAAAAGCAUUUUAAUUUGUGAUUUCUGGCGUUAAAUCGAUACGUGAAUGAAAGCAUCAUGGACUGGAAAAGUGUUAAGAUUAUUUUGGCGUCUACGGCCACUGCAAUUGUCGCUUCCCAAGUGGCAAAAAAAGCGUACAGGUACUUUUUCGACACAGGAAAAUGCUCUCAAGAAGAGAUUCAUGACGAGACAUGCAACGACGCUGUAACGAAAAAUCGUGAAAUAAAUGAUGUGAUUUUAUUCUCGGACGAUGUCGUUCGCCACACUAUUCGAGUGACACCGAACAAAGAAAUAACAAUGUGUGAGAGUAGAGAGCUCAAUUGUUUUAAGCUCAUAAAAUACAUAAAGUCAGCACGUGAAACAUUGGACGUUUGUAUGUACUUAAUAACAAGCAGCCAAAUAGCCGAGCAAAUCAUUCGGCUAGGACAAAAGCACGUGCUAGUUAGGAUAAUCGUCGACAGUGACAUGGCGAACACACCGCCUUCGCAAAUAAAAAAGCUUAAAGAAUACAGUUUCAUUCAAGUGCAGACCAAUAAAAAAUCUAUUUUAAUGCAUCACAAGUUCUGCAUCAUUGAUGGACCCAAAGCCGUUAAAAGGAAGAAUAUUUUAAAAAUGUACGCGGAAAAGCUAAACGUGCAUGCUCAGUUUAAAUCUUUGAACGAGAAAAAGCAGCAUAAAAACAGACCUAUCAAGGGCUUCGUGAUGUCAGGAUCCCUGAAUUGGUCUACCCAAGCCAUGGUUUCAAACCAUGAAAGUGUGAUUGUUACAUCCCAACAGAACAUCGUUGGUAAAUUCGAAAAAGAGUUCGAAAGUUUAUGGGUGGAAGAUGAGCCGGCACUCCUUACGACCUCGUGACAUCAUAUUAUUUAUAAAAUAUAGCUGCUAAUUUAAACUAAUUGUUACCAACUGUUCAACAUCCACGAUAAAUGCAUCAAUGAUGCAACACCACAUGUGCAGUGAAAAUGUGUGCCAAAUAUUCAGUGCAACCGUGUACAGACACCACACAUGUGACGUGAAUGCUACACACAAAU